Molecule: messenger RNA, 1131 nt
Organism: Struthio camelus australis
Lineage: Eukaryota; Metazoa; Chordata; Aves; Struthioniformes; Struthionidae
Source: RefSeq, a predicted model, not a curated record
AUGGCUCCCUCCUCCUCCACAGACUGUAGAAUAUACCAGGAGGAGUCGCUGAAGGUGUGUGGUCAGAAAAUGAAUGAUAGCACUACAUUGCAGCCCCUGCUCAAUCCUGGCAAGGAGGCUGAGCCUGUGAAUUGUAUCCAAAGGGAUUCUGAUUUUGAAGAGCUCCCAAGAAAAGGCAAGAAUGGAAACUGGCUCACUCUGUGGAAGAUACUAGUUGACAUGGAGCCCAAGCAAUUAUUAUCCUGCAUAGAAUUCAAAUAUAUUACUGACGCGCUAACAGAAAAAGCAGCUGUCCCCCUACUCCAAAAUGGCCUGCUUGGGAACAAGGAAAGGGAAGAGCAAAUGUUAAAGCGUUUUUAUCCUGCUUAUACACCAUCCCCUGCCUGGCUGUGCUACUCAGAACAACUGUUAAAACAGUUAAGCCCAGAGGCUUUGAAAGAGGACUAGACAAGGUUCAAAGUAAAGGUAGGUGCAGAUCUACAGGAUGAUAUUCAUAGAUGCAAAUUUAUACGAAAAAUGAUUGGCCCUGACAAAAUAAUGGUGGAUGCAAACCAACGAUGGGAAAUAAAGGAAGCGGUAGAGUUGGUCACUGAACUAGCUGAAUUUAAACCCUUAUGGAUUGAGGAGCCAACUCCUCCAGAUGAUAUUUUGGGAAAGACAACCAUUGCAAAGGCCUUAGCACUGCAGGUAGGAAUUGGUGAGGCAACAGGAGAACAGUGCCAAAAUAGAGUGAUGCUCCUACAAGCUAAGGCCCUGACUUAUCUCCAAAUUGACAGCUGCAGACCAGGAAGCAUGAAUGAGAACUCAUCUGUGUUGCUGAUGGCCAAAAAGUUCCAGAUUCCUGUUUGCCCUCAUGCUGGGGGAAUCGGCCUCUGUGAAUUAGCCCAAGGAAUAAGGCCAAUUUUGCAACAUACAAGGAUGUGUGAAUUUGUAGAUCAACUUCAUAAACACUUCAAAUAUCCUACUGUAAUCAAAAAUGCUUCCUACAUGCUAUCUCUGGUAUGCUCUCUUAAGUGUAUACACAAAGGAAAGAUGAAAGAAAUGAAAGAAAACUCUGCAAGAAACUAUCAGUUUCCAGAAGGAGAAGGUUGGCAGAAGCACCUGUCAAGCCAAAAGGCACAGCAGCAUUGA